AUGGAAGGUCUAAGCAUAAUGAUCCAAGCUUCAGUGGAUAUCAAAGACAUUACUCUAAUAUAUCCUGCUAAAGGAAGUCCUUCAAUAUCUCACUUGUUCUUUUCAGAUGACUGCAUUCUAUUCUCCUCUGCCAAAAUGAGCUCCAUAAAUAAUCUUAAGGAUAUCAUCAACAAGUUCUGCAAAGCCUCUGGUCAAAUGGUGAAUCUCAGCAAAUCAAGCAUACAUUUUAAUAAAAGGAUUGAGGAUGAAAUAAAGCAACAAAUCUGCAAUACUAUGAAUAUAAAUGUUAUGCCCUUGGAAGAAAAAUAUUUGGGAAUAAAUCUAUUCAUAGAAAGGAAGAAAUCCAACUCUUUCAAAAGCAUAAAGGAGAAAAUGCAGAGAAGACUGAUUCAGUGGAAAGCUGGUUUCACAAAUCAAGCUGGAAGAAGCACACAAAUCCAAGUUGUUACAAACUCUAUGGCUCAAUUUCAGAUGAGCUGCUUCAUGUUACCUAAGAAAAACAUAAAUGAUCUUGAAGCAAUGCAGAGAAGAUAUUGGUGGAAUAGAAAACAAGGAAAAGGAGGAUUCUUAAAAUCUUGGGAGAGUGUGAAUAUACCAAAAAGAUGGGGAGGGAUGGGUUUUAAAAAUCUGCAAGUUUUCAAUGAAGCAAUGGUUACAAAACUGGCUUCGAGGAUGAUACAAGAAAAGAACAAGAAUGGGUGGAAGUUCUUAAAGCUAAACAUUUUAAAAAUGAAGAUAUUCUUCAAGAAGAUGUUUCAAAUAAAGGGAAUGAUAUUUGGAGAAGUAUAA
This is a messenger RNA of Papaver somniferum (opium poppy), 789 nucleotides long. RefSeq lists its product as uncharacterized. The coding region runs from base 1 to 789 and encodes 262 amino acids. The transcript has a single exon. NCBI's taxonomy places the organism in Eukaryota, Viridiplantae, Streptophyta, Magnoliopsida, Ranunculales, Papaveraceae. The record is from RefSeq and is a predicted model, not a curated record.